This is a messenger RNA of Helobdella robusta, 525 nucleotides long. RefSeq lists its product as hypothetical. Bases 1 to 525 code for a protein of 174 amino acids. Lineage: Eukaryota; Metazoa; Annelida; Clitellata; Rhynchobdellida; Glossiphoniidae. The transcript has 3 exons. The record is from RefSeq and is a predicted model, not a curated record.
AUGAGAUCUACUACCUCUGUCCACAGCUUGUUAAUCCAUGCCAUCAUCAUUGUAUCAUUCAUAGCCAUAAUAUCAGCAACUAAUGCUGUUUCGAUGGAUGCCACUGCUGUCGCAACUGCUGCCGCUACCAUUAAUAAUAAUAAUAAAACAAGGCCUGCUUCGGCAGAUUACGAAUACCCUGACACCGUCGACCCACUUAUAAAGCAACGUAAGAAGCCGGUCCAAAAAGAAACCAAACAACCAGCCGACCAGCAAAAAGUUCCAGCUCCUACACCACCAAUAGAAAUCCCGAUUCAUCUCAAAGCAUACCUUUCAUUGAGGGAGGCAUUAAACAACACACAGGUGAACCACAUACGGGAGGUGCCGUACGGGACAACGGCCCUUGUCCUCUUCAUCGCAGUGGGCACCUACGUGGCACUCCUCAUAACAGACACCCUCCUCUCGGCCCCCUUCAAACUGGUCAUUGCUUGGGGAGCAGCCUCAAUCAUCGUGAUCAUAUUCCUGAGGGCGCUAAUCAACGCGUAG